UGGUCGUCCGUGAUUACUACCAAAAUACAUGUCACUGAUUACUAUUGCACAGUUUUAGCUCGAAAUCUAAUUUUGUAGGCUUGUUACGUCUUCUUCUUUUAGGCUUGUGCAAUUAGAUCGACACUUACAGUCGCCAGAUAUGUGGAAUGUGAUUUGAGAAGCGUGACAAUGGUUGUUAUAGUUGCUCUUUGUCAUUUUUGCGAGCUGUCAGGUCCGAGUAUUGUCUUCACCACCCAGACAAGGCAGUUUGGAGCUGUGGACAAUGAGGCUGCACUGCGUGAUCAAGGCUAUGAAGUUGUGGAGCGGCGACAAUCAUCAAGCAAUCUUGCAGCAAGAGUUCCUGGAGCGACAGCAGCAACGGCAGUGUCGGAUGUAGCGUUGGCUCCAGCAUCUGCAGGUCUGACUACUCCAGGCAUGGCUAUGGGGAGAGGUGGUACAAGGCCGUCGGUUGAGCAGGCCACCGCUAGCACUGCUACUCCAGCAUCUGUUGAGAAAGUCGAUAAUGAAGAGCAGAGUCAUGACACACGACUAAAGCAGCAUUGCCAGGCAUGCCAGUCGUUCAGUCAGCAGCACCAUGGCUUUAUCAGUACUGAUCCUGCCACCAACAUGCACUACCUCACUUCCCAAGAGCCAUACACUGCAGCUCUGUAUGGUACUGUUCGACACGCCUGCCUGAGGAGUUUAAGUUCUGAAGGCUGCCCUGGACGAGAAGGCCCGGUGUUGUUUGGUUCCGACCAGCAAGGCUACGUGUUUAGUUUCACAUUCUAUCUCAAGGACAGUGAGGCUCGCGGUCGAACUAGACUGUGUAGCAUUGUGGUGUGUUCGGAAGACAAGCUGUUACUGUCAAGUUCUUGGCUCUUUCUCGUUGAAUGCUGUGGAGCUAUUUCAGAAGAAAUGAAAAGCAAAGCACUGAGUGUGUUUGAUCGAGAUCAGCAUGAUGCCUUGAAGAGCAGCACCCUGGCACACAUUCACUCCGCUAAUAAAGGCCUGCGGAGACCUGAACAGGUCCGAUCUAUAGCUGAGCUAUGCAAGCAGCCGCAACUCUAUCUUCAGCUUCACCAGUCAUUUUCCUGGAUGUUAAGUGGAUUAUUUACAAGAGUUCAGACCGUGCCCAUGACAUGCAAGAAACGUGAGUUAACGAAGCGUGAAUCUUUUAACGACAGUCUAGAUGAGGACGAUGACUCCCAUGUUGCAGAUUCCGUUGCUACUGCUACUGCUAUGGCUCCUACUGAGACCCAGGGCCAGGCACAUGAUGCACGUGAUAAUGGUCACCAUAAGACGUAUACGGCUACUGAUAACGCUGCCAAUGAAGGGCCGUGCUUUUCUGCCAAUGAAGGGCCGUGCUUUUCUGCCAAUGAAGGGCCGUGCUUUUCUGCCAAUGAAGGGCCGUGCUUUUCCUCACUGAAGCACAUCCACAGGCGUCUAGGUGCCAGUAACUUUCAUCUCGUUGCUAAUCAUGUGAUCCGUGGCAGCCAGAUCAUUGUCCGUUCUGACUCGCCGUCCACCAAUAUAUCCACGCUGAAUAUUCUUGGAAACCUCUUGCCAACCGGUUGUUGUUCAGCUGUGGCAAAUAGCCCCCAGUACUUGGACAGCUACCGCUGCAAUCUACUGGGGAUGCGAUUGGAGUCAGAUUUGCCACAGCAUUUAAGUGGUUCUGAAGUAUUUGUUCUAUUGGAUAUUGUCUCAUCAAGCAAGAUUGAUGACAGGAUAAAGAAAACAAAUCUUGCUGGAUGGAAUGGCAUUGCAUGUACCACUGAAGGUGAUCCUUUUCAAGGCUAUAAUUUCCUCUUGUUCUGUGGUGGAAGUGGUCGUGACAAUCCCAGAAAUACAGGCCCAUUGCUUUUACAGCGACUCAACGCCAUCGUUGCUGAUCCGUGCCUCGAUGACGGGGCCACAUCAGAAUGCCUGAGUGCGCUCAAGGAAGAAUGGAUGAGUAAAGUUCACAUUGCGUAUCGUUUCUCCCGGAGGGCAUCAGAAGAUGCAACUGCUAAUCGACCGCGUCUUCUACAGGUCCUGCAAGUGGGUCCGGAAGAGUUGCCUGUUCUUCAGUUCUGGUUGCGUGCAUUGGACUCCGAGCAGCGUGGUGUCCUCCUGCGCUUAUAACCAUCGGCUUAGUGGGACUCUGCCAGCUAAGCCCAGGACUUGAAAGAUAAUGCAAGCUGUAGCACACCGUGAACAGGAGCAAGACAUUGACGUUUCACCCCGGCUCGACUUUCCGACACCAUCUUCUUGAGAAUGAUGUUGAUGGGAAGUCCAGUCCACUGAGCCGCUUCCGGCUCUGUUGUUGAGUUCAAGUUGCCUCAUGAUGAAAAGGGCCAUGAGAGGAGGUGAUUGAUUAGUGAACCUGAUUUGAAUCGGACUGCGAGUGGGAAGGCACGAACAUGUGCAUAUGUUACCAUGGUAUGCUAGUGAGAGGAGGUGCAUUGUCAUUGAGAUCUGGUCACGCAACCAUGCACUGCCAAUAACAAGUCAAGUUUAAAAGGGCAACAUCGCCAUUUGAAUUUGAUGCAAUGCUCCAUGGCACUUCAGAUGAUCCAGAAGUUGCACUUCCUAUUUUAUAUUGAUUAAUAUUGCGCCGCAGUCAAUUGUCUUAUAGCAAAUCAUUUUAUGUCUCACGCUUUAGGGAUUUGCACAAUAUUUUGUUCAUUUCAAGCCACAGGAGCAUUCUUUUCUGGGGGCCUGGGAGGGGGGGGGGGGGA
Sycon ciliatum is the source of this 2699-nucleotide messenger RNA. Its product is annotated as folliculin-like. Gene Ontology annotation, molecular function: GTPase activator activity. Gene Ontology annotation, cellular component: cytosol. The transcript has 22 exons. NCBI's taxonomy places the organism in Eukaryota, Metazoa, Porifera, Calcarea, Leucosolenida, Sycettidae. The record is from RefSeq and is a predicted model, not a curated record. Bases 169 to 2103 code for a protein of 644 amino acids. Gene Ontology annotation, biological process: negative regulation of transcription by RNA polymerase II; positive regulation of transforming growth factor beta receptor signaling pathway; positive regulation of TORC1 signaling.